Danaus plexippus (monarch butterfly) is the source of this 1897-nucleotide messenger RNA. It is a transcript of the gene Hus1-like, whose product is annotated as checkpoint protein HUS1. The coding region runs from base 155 to 1033 and encodes 292 amino acids. Lineage: Eukaryota; Metazoa; Arthropoda; Insecta; Lepidoptera; Nymphalidae. The record is from RefSeq and is a predicted model, not a curated record. The transcript is spliced from 6 exons. Gene Ontology annotation, cellular component: site of double-strand break; checkpoint clamp complex; nucleolus. Gene Ontology annotation, biological process: nucleotide-excision repair; mitotic intra-S DNA damage checkpoint signaling; double-strand break repair via homologous recombination.
UAUAAUUCAUCUGACAUCUAUUUGUAUACAAUAGCAGUUCAAAUACAUCCGUAACCCGCGAAAAUAUCAAAAACCAGUAUUUCUUAGUUUGAAUUUUCCAAACAAUGUUUGCUUUCAUUCAUAAUAAGUUUGUUCAUUUUAUAAUAUCAUAAAGAUGAAGUUUCGUGCUGUAAUGGUAGACCCGGGUCCCAUGCGAGAGCUAACGCAUAUAGUGAACACAAUAUCCAAAUUAUCGAAGGAAUGUGUUUUAAGAUUGUCCGAUGAAAAAAUAUUUUUCAUUGUGAGUGAAGAUAAUUCAGGGCCAACGCCUCCGGUUUUGUGGUGUGAAAUAUCACAAUCUAAUUUCUUUUCCGAAUACCAAAUGAUAGGUAUCGAUGAAGAUCAUAAAGAUAUAUAUCUGGGAGUCGUUUCCGCAAGCUUCGCCAAGUCAUUGGUGACAUUAAAGACGGCGAAAAUGUUGAAAAUAAAACUCACCAAGAAACAGUGUCCCUGUUUAACUCUUGACAUUGAAAUGCCAUCAUCUAUAUCACAACAGACAAGGCAAGUGUCUCAUGAUAUACCUGUUGUAGUUGUUCCGAGGAAGCUUUGGGGAGAGUUUAACGAGCCAAAGAUACCUCAACCCGAUAUAUCAAUAGAAUUACCACCAUUGAAACAACUACGAAAUACAAUUGACAGAAUGAAGUCGAUGUCUUCAGAAAUAAUUAUAUCAGCCUCUGCAGAGGGUAGACUGACAUUACAGAUCAAAACCGACACAGCCAAGGUGUCCACUCGGUUUAGAGGACUGAAUGUUGAGAGCUUUGAAGGUCCCAUAGAUCACUCGGACUCGGAGACAGAGAGUCAGACGUGUGAGGACGUUUCCAAGAUAUGUUCAUGUAGAAUCGACGCUAAGAAAUUUUCGAUGUUUCUAAACGCUGAACAAAUAUCACACAACAGAACGUUAUGCCACAUCAUACACAAGCGACUGGUCGUGCUCCACCUUCACACUAAAGAGAAUGUUAAUUUUCAGUGUUUUAUUAUGGGUAUUGUAUAUUAAUAGGCGUCGAGAAUUACUUGUUUCAUGUUUAUCAUUGUAAAUUAGUAUAUUUCGAGAGAUACAGCUUUCUUUUUUUUAUUAUAUGGCCUUCAUCCGUGCGAAGACCCGCACGUAUACUCUGCCAGUGUCACGUAGGGUGGAGGAGAUGCGAGAGAUGCAGCUUUGUCUAUACUUUUCUUGUUGUAUGCAGAGUUCAGUCUGUGUAACAGUGACAUUGGUUAAGACAUCAAUAAUAACAUCUGUAUAGGUCAAUAGUAUGACAGAUUUAUCAGAAUGUGUGAUGUCUACCCGACAGAAUAUGUAUGAUGAGAUCUAAGAUAUUCGCGAGUUUUAUUCAUUUAAAUGAAACUAGUAUUUUUCGGAUAAUUUUUGUAAAAAACUGCAGGUGUCACCUCGCCUGCCCGUGAUCGCGGUUGCUGAAAAGUAACCGAAACGUCGGGAGUAUGUAGUUUUUUACAAAAAUAUAUCACGCGUAGUUUCUCCGAAAAAUAUUAGUUUCAUUUAAAAGAAUAUGCAUAUGUCAAUAAAUUUAGUAACAUUCAUAUUCGUAUGGCUAUCAAUCAAAGUUGUAUGAUACAGCAUUAAUGUGUAAAUAAACUAAGAGGAGUGAUGUAAGGAUCAUUUCUGUGAAUAAUUCCUCGUUAUCUAAAUUCCAAAAACUUUUGUCUUAUCACAACUCCCUCAUAUAUAAGUAUAGUAUUAUAAGUUUUCCAUUCAUAAAUUAUUGAAUGAGAAAGGGUCAAAAUUCAUGUAAAGUGCAACAGUGCAAAGUGAAAGUAAGCAUAAGAUUUCAGCCUACAGUCGCUAGAUGUCGCUGUUUCUCAUCACGUGACCCAACUACUCCCUCAUUCAAAAAUAGAGUUA